AAUGUCAAUGUGUGUUGCAUCUUGGGACCAAGAGGCACUAUGAAUUGCUCUGCAUGCUGGGAGCUGUAGUUUUUACGGGGGAGCUGCGGGUGGUAUGCACAGGCCGAAUUCAUUCUAAUAGCUAUGAAGGGCUUAUAUUGGCAGCUGACUUCAUCUGCAGAAGAAACAAAUUUUGUCUUCUUAGAGAAGGAUAAUCUUGCUGUUUUACAAGACAACCAUGUAAAAGUGCAAGUUAAAGCCUGUGCUCUCAACUGGAUUGAUACGAAGCUUUUUUCAGAAAUCAAAAUGGAGAAGGAAUUUCUACCUAUUGGGAGGGAAAUCGCUGGUGUUGUGCUGGAGAUUGGGAAAAAAGUGUCCUCCUUUCAGCCACAAGAUGAGGUAGUGGGAAUUUUGCCUCUGGAUUCAGAAGAAUCUGGUUUGUGUGAAGUGAUUGUCAUUCAUGAGCAUUACUUAGUUAAUAAACCUGAAAAGGUCUCCUGGCCAAAAGCAGUCGGGACUAUACGUGAUGGUGUUCGUGCAUACACAGCUCUACACUACCUCGCCUACAUCUCUCCUGAAAAAACUGUGCUUAUAAUGGAUGGAGCAAGUCCAUUUGGUACAAUAGCUAUUCAGUUAGCACAACAUAGAGGAGCCAAGGUCAUUUCUACUGUGUACAGUCUUGAAGACAAAAAAUAUCUUGAGAGGUUUAUGCCUUCUUUGGCUCGCAUUAUAGAUGAAUCAAAUGGAAAGUAUGACCUGACAGAAAGCUGUUUGGAGGAAACUGGAGGCUUGGGUGUGGAUAUUAUCCUUGAUGCAGGAGUGAGAUUAUACAGUAAGGAAAAUGAAACAACUUCACAACAAUUGUUACCACACAAACAUGAUAUCAUUACGCUGCUCAGUGUUGGAGGCCAUUGGGUUACCACAGAAGAAAAUCUUCAAUUGGAUCCUCCAGAUAUUCGUUGCCUUUUCCUCAAAGGUGCUACAGUCUCUUUUCUGAAUGAAGAAGUGUGGAAUCUGUCAAAUUUGAAACAAGGAAAGUAUCUUUGCAUUCUAGAAGAUAUAAUGGAGAAGUUAUCAAGUGGUGUUUUUAGGCCUUAUUUGGAUGAGCCAGUCCCAUUGUAUGAAGCUAAAGUUGCUAUGGAAAUGGUUCAGAAGAAUCAAGCAAGAAAAAAACAAGUUGUCCAACUGUGAAGCACAGAUUUCUAGCUUCUAAGGCUGCACUUUUGUAUAGUGUGUAUGUAUAAAAUAGUGGUCACUGAAUAAGUAAAUCUUCAGCUAAUUAUGCAAUUACUAUUUUAAAAUUCUUUUUAAGUCUUAGGGGAAAAUGGGAGGUUUCAUUUUGUCUGUAGCCAUUUCUAAAUUAUAAAUUGAGUCUUAAACUUCUGUCUCUCUUCCCACCUCCAAAGUAAAAUCUUUGUCUUGAAGUGGU
Molecule: messenger RNA, 1408 nt
Organism: Heteronotia binoei (common prickly gecko)
Lineage: Eukaryota; Metazoa; Chordata; Lepidosauria; Squamata; Gekkonidae
Gene: CRYZL1
Product: crystallin zeta like 1
Exons: 13
Coding region: 124-1170 (348 amino acids)
Molecular function (GO): oxidoreductase activity
Source: RefSeq, a predicted model, not a curated record